This is a messenger RNA of Paramecium sonneborni, 264 nucleotides long. NCBI's taxonomy places the organism in Eukaryota, Ciliophora, Oligohymenophorea, Peniculida, Parameciidae. The record is from the annotation of a GenBank genome assembly.
AUGAGAUCAAAUAUGUAACUGUUCAUUAGCCUAUUGUACUAAGAUAGAUAGACUGUUGAUUUUAUAUGUUAGAAUAUAUGGAGAGAUUCAUUAAUAAUAAUGAAUCCUAAUUAUUAAAUACUUUAAUAGUUUGGAAUACGAUCACUUGAAAUGGUUCACAAAAGUGAUGAUUUUUAUUAAACCAAUACUAAUUAAAAAAAAUAUAAAAUGCCUUAAGUUCGGGAUAAAAAGAUUAUGCACUUAGAUUUUCAAGAAAAUUGUUGA